Molecule: messenger RNA, 2408 nt
Organism: Eleginops maclovinus (Patagonian blennie)
Lineage: Eukaryota; Metazoa; Chordata; Actinopteri; Perciformes; Eleginopidae
Product: pinopsin-like
Exons: 6
Coding region: 154-1275 (373 amino acids)
Biological process (GO): phototransduction; G protein-coupled receptor signaling pathway; visual perception
Cellular component (GO): photoreceptor outer segment; plasma membrane
Molecular function (GO): G protein-coupled photoreceptor activity
Source: RefSeq, a predicted model, not a curated record
AGAAAAAGGAACAUAAUAAGGACGUGUCUGAUUGAGUAGUGGUCAUCUACGACAAAACGUCAGACUCUUCACCUUGGUUUAAAAAAAAAUAAUCUGUUCUUUCUUUGUGGGAGUGUGUCCUUGGUCCUGUGAAGGCAUUCUUACCAGGAAGUCAUGGGUAUUGUCCUGCAGCAAAGCUAUAACAUCAGCACUGGACACAGCUCAGUGUCGGACCCCGGUGUGCUUCCCCGGGCGGUUCACACCGCGGCAGCCAUGUUUCUCGGGUUCAUUCUGGUACUAGGCUUCCUUGGUAACUUCCUUGUGCUGCUGGUGUUCUCGCGUUUCCCCGGGUUGCUCACUCCCGUGAACCUGCUGCUGAUCAACAUCAGUGCCAGCGACAUGCUCGUCUGCAUCUUUGGGACACCCCUCAGCUUCGCGGCCAGUUUGCGUGGCAGGUGGCUGACCGGGUCCUCUGGGUGCCGCUGGUACGGUUUCUCAAAUGCAUUUUUUGGUAUAGUAUCUCUGGUGUCUCUCUCUCUGCUGUCCUUUGAGCGGUACUCUGUGCUGCUCCACAGCCCCCCCUCAGACUCCUCUCAGUACUGCAGAGCCAGGCUUGCUGUCGGUGCCUCCUGGCUUUACUCACUGGUAUGGACUCUGCCACCACUGCUGGGCUGGAGCAGCUAUGGGCCGGAGGGUCCUGGCACCACCUGCUCCGUCCAGUGGCACCAGCGCUCGCCUGCAGCUCGCUCCUACAUCAGCUGUUUGUUCAUAUUCUGCCUGCUGUUGCCACUGCUGCUCAUGACCUUCUGCUACGGGAAGAUCCUGCUGGCUGUGCGAUCGGUGGAGAGACAGGUCACCAGGAUCAACCGGCCCUCAGCUGAGAGGAGGGAAGGCCGUGUCCUUGUAAUGGUGGUUUCCAUGGUGACAGGCUACAUAUUGUGCUGGAUGCCAUACGGCGUUAUGGCGAUGCUAGCCUCAUUUGGGCGGCCGGGAGGGGUGUCGCCUACUGCCACUUUAAUACCAACCCUGCUGGCAAAGACCAGCACAGCCAUCAACCCGGUUAUAUAUGUGCUGCUCAACAAUCAGUUCUCCAGGUGUUUAAUGUACAUAAUCAGAUGCAGCGCAGAAGACCCACCCACCCCAGUUCAGCGCACCCUGCCCAGCAGCAUGGCUGAGAGGCGUCACACUCCCCGAUCACCAACAAACGAACAAAACACAGAGGCUGCCAUGUUCACAUCCACAGAUGAGCAGGAACAGAGGCCUGCUCUGGGGCCAGUGGUCCAACAUGCAACAUAGAGGUCAAAUGUCCCUUUAGCCCUAUGAUCAGUUUGUUUUGAAUUAAUUUGACCUCUUUUUAAGAAUUCAAUUCAAGAUUCAAGAAGUUUUAUUUAUCCCGAGGGAAAUUGAGGUGCAACAGUUCAAUACAAAGAAGGAAGGAGAAAUAUACACUCAAUAUAACUAAACUACUAAAUAUACAUAAAAUAUUACUAAAUAUAAACUAAAAUAACUAAGUAUAAACUAAGUAUAACUAAAUAUAAACUAAAUGUACCAACAAUAACAGCAGCUUUGCAAAUAUGAAAUAGUGAAAUAGUUACAGUAACUACGUAGGUAUAUACAAUAUACAACAAUAGGUAUAGUGCAAAUGGCAGUACAGUAAUAAGAUAACUAAUAAAACUAAGCUGAAUACUAAAUACUAAAUAAAGUGACAUGUGAAAGUGACAGUAAAGUGAAAUGACAGCAUUGCGAUGAAAUAAAGGAAGAAAGGACUUCCUGUGGCGUUCUGUGGUACACCGGGGUGGAAUGAGUCUAUUGCUGAAGGUGCUUCUGUAUGAGGUCAGCACCUGGUGGAGAGGGUGAGCGUUGUUGUCCAUGAUAUUAUACAGCUUGCGCAGCGUCCCCCUCUCAGACACCACCAGCAAAGAGUCCAGCUGCACCCCCAGGACAGAGCCAGCCUUCCUGACGAUCCUGCUGAUCUUGUUGGCGUCUGCUGACCUCAACCUGCUUCCCCAGCACGCAACACCAAAGAAGAUGGCGCUGGCUACCACCGACUGGUAGAACAUCUUCAGCAUGGUGUUACAGACGUUGAAGGACCGGAGCCUCCACAGGAAGUAGAGUCGGCUCUGGCCCUUCUUAUACACAUACAAUUGGAAUUAGGGAUUGUUUUUUUUAUCUUAUUGUAGAAACGUCAAUAUGUUUGGCUGAAGUUGUUGAAUAGUGGACCAAACUGCGUAAUUGUUUAAUAUCUGUAACUGUUUUUCCAUGCAGUAUUCGUAUUCCUCAUAGUCUGAGUAUAGCUGUACACUUUAUUACCUCAGUCCAUUAUUAAACCUUGCAUCAGCUGUAACUCAUUGUGGUCAAAUCAUAUGGUUAUACAAGUUUAGUUUAAACUACUUUUUGAUUUAUAUUUGUAUUCAACACUGUCUCAGGGU